Molecule: messenger RNA, 2426 nt
Organism: Rhododendron vialii
Lineage: Eukaryota; Viridiplantae; Streptophyta; Magnoliopsida; Ericales; Ericaceae
Exons: 14
Coding region: 77-2209 (710 amino acids)
Source: RefSeq, a predicted model, not a curated record
AUGUAAAUUAAUCCUUUCUAUCUCCGAUUUAUUAAAACCCCAACUACUCAUCACUCGUUGAUGGAAAUCAAUUUUCAUGGCGAUUCUUGUGCUCCCGCGCUUUCACUACCUGACCCACACCUCACCCAACCUUACCUACCGUCCUCGAACCAGGCUACGCGGUUCUUCCGUUGCCGUCGCGUCAAUGCCGUCGAAACGCGAGAGGAUGGAAUCGAGUGGGGGACGGGACACCGGCGCCGCCGUUCUUUGGUUCAAGCACGACCUCCGCCUCGACGAUCACCCCGGUCUCGCAGCCGCGUCCAGGUGUCGGACGGUUGUUCCGCUCUACGUGUUCGACCGCCGAAUUCUCUCCCGCUUUUCUGAUGAAACGCUAGAAGUGCUUCUUCUUGCUUUGGAUGAUUUAAGAAAGUCAUUGAAGGAUCAGGGGUCUGAUCUGGUGAUCAGGUUGGGGACUGCAGAACAUGUGUUGCAAGAACUUGUAAAAGAGGUUAAAGCCACCAAGAUAUUUGCUGAGGAGGAGGUAGAGUACGACUUAUGUAGAAUGCUGGAUGUUGUUGGAAAGACCUUAUCAACAAUGUCUAUCCCAGAGGGGAAUCCGAGAUUUGUGCUGUGGAACACUCCACUUUAUGAUAUCAAGAACUUGAAAGACCUGCCAGCAUCCUACGAUGAGUUCGAGAAACUAAAGUUUACAGCAAUUUCACCUCUUUUGCCCCCAAAAUUACCAAAUUUAAAGGUCAAGUUGACAUGGGGUUCCAUACCCACACUGGAGGAUUUGAAGAAAUUUAUGAAUGACUGUCUCGGCAAAUCAAAAGAUCAUUGGACUUCAAUCAAUGGAAUCUCAGCUGAAAGUUUGUUCCGUAGCAAUAAGUUUGUGGCUUCAAGAAAUCAAAUUCAAGGGUUGGCGUUGUCAAAGACAGUGGACAGCAACCAAAGCAAUUCUUAUAACCGUUCCCGAAACAAGAGAAAUGAAUCUGUUUUUGUAACACAAAGAGGCAAUGUCGUGGGAGGUGGGACAACUGUCGUGUUGAAUGCAUUGGCUGCAUAUUUGAGAUACUUGGAGGGCACUGUCAGGGACGACUGGCAGGAGGUACAUGAAAAGUUACGCCAUGCUGAAAGCCGUGAAGGAGCUUCAUUUGGUACUCUUUUCGGGCCUGCCCUCUGCCUUGGCAUCAUAUCCAGAAGGAGAGCACAUUAUGAAGCUAUUAAAUAUGAGAAAGAAAGAAAUGGUGGAUUUCUGUCUCCCUUUGGAUAUUCAGCAGCCACUGUUGCUGCAGUUGCUGAUACUGUUUGCUCGAUGGAGUGGUAUUGGCUUAUGGCUUCAAAAAGUCAAUUUGUGGAUAAAGGAAGGUACACCAUACGAAUAUGGAGAUGGAAAGGCUUUCUAAUUCAGUAUACGGUUGCUGGUCACGAAGGUCCAGCUAUUCUUCUUGUGCAUGGUUUUGGUGCUUUCUUGGAACAUUUCCGCGACAAUAUCAAUCGUAUAGCUGAAGGCGGCAACCGAGUUUGGGCCAUUACGCUUCUGGGAUUUGGCAGAUCAGAGAAGCCGAAUGUUGUGUACACUGAAGUUAUGUGGGCUGAAUUGCUCAAAGACUUCAUUAUUGAAGUUGUGGGGGAACCAGUGCAUCUUGUUGGGAAUUCAAUGGGCGGCUAUUUUGUUGCAAUUGUUGCUGGUCUCUGGCCUGCUGUAGCGAAGUCUAUUGUCCUUAUUAAUUCUGCUGGCAAUGUUGUUCCUCAAUAUUCUUCCGUGCCUUUGUCGAAAGAAAGGCAAACUUCAGCAGCUGCUUGGUUGGGUGCUAGACUCCUACUAUUCUACUUGAGGCUGAGUGUCAAGAAUCUAAUGACAAACUUGUACCCAACGCAAGUAGAGCGAGCCGAUGAUUGGGUUAUUAACGAAAUGGUACGAGCUUCACAUGAUCCUGGUGUGGUGGUAGUUCUUGAAAGCAUAUUCACCUUCAAUCUUUCUAUUCCUCUAAACUAUCUUUUGGAAGGAUUUGAGAACCGGGUUCUUGUUAUACAGGGAAGGAAAGAUCCACUCUACAACUCUCAAACGAUAUUGGCCUUGCUUAGAGAGCACUGCAAAGGAGUCACAAUCAGGGAACUUGAUGCUGGCCAUUGCCCACAUGAUGAGCGGCCGGAAGCAGUGAAUUCUAUUAUUCAGGAAUGGGUAGUUACUGUGGGAGCUAGAGUGCUAUCUGGUGGCAGAACGUGAUGAGGAAGUUGUUGGAUGAACUUUCUCCGGCCCAUCUUUGGCAACGAACCUUUUCGGCUCGGAUUAUGGUCUGUUUCUCCUGCUUCGGGAAAUUGCAAGUUUCUUAGGAGUGGAUCAUCAUCUACCAUUUAUGUGGGUUCUCUUUGAUAUACUGCUGCAAUUGGAUAAUGUGUAUCUAAUUCUUUCUAUACACCAUAUUUUCACCAAUUUCACUUGA